Molecule: messenger RNA, 865 nt
Organism: Lolium perenne
Lineage: Eukaryota; Viridiplantae; Streptophyta; Magnoliopsida; Poales; Poaceae
Source: RefSeq, a predicted model, not a curated record
UUUGGUUUUUGGGCUGAGGCGUGAAGUCCGGAACGAAACCCACGCUUUGAGGGAACGGAACGCAUUUUCAGUCAUCUCCAGCGACGCGAUCCCCUCCUCUCCUACCCAACGAAAUCCAGAUCGAACGCCGCCGCCGCUCUUCCCCGUCGCCGGCCACCUCACCUCCGCCGCCCCCUCCUCCAUCCGGCCAAGCUCCACCCGCUCCCGAGCCCCGCGCACAAGAUCGACCGCCGUCGCCAUGGACUCGCCAAGGAGAGAGGCGGCGCCCCCAAGAACUAUCUUGUCGCGGCGGCCCGUUCGCCGGCGCGCACGUGCACCGGUAGCACGGCGCGCGGCGCUCCGUCGAACUCGCCGCCCACGUCGAGCGCGUGGCCGACGGGGGCUGCUUCACGCCGGCGAGGUGUGCCGCCCUUCCAGACGCGUCAGGGCAGCUGCUUUCUUUUUGCGGCUCGUCUCCGCCGACGGCCAGACCGGUGGCCCUCGCAGCGCCCUACUCUGGGACGUCGCCUACAGAGGAUCCGCACUAGUACUACUGCCGAUACAUCAGCUUCUCCGGCCAGGAGUUCACCACAUCUGCUGGGUGCUACCUUGGGACUUGGGAGGGGCUGCAGUUUCAGGAAGUGACAAGGCAAGAGGCAUUGGUGCUGUUCAAAGACACUGGAGGCUUGACUGUAAUUUGGAGUUGUACAAGGGCACUGGAGGCUUAGCUAUAAUUUGGCUAUCAAGUACUUGUUAUCUUUAAGAUCUUGUGAUAAGUGUACGUCCUCUGCAUAAUGACCAUGGUGCAUUCAACUGAUAAACUGUGUUUUUCUAUAAUAGUUUAAUUGUAUUUGUUUCUUUUCUAAUAUACACUCUUCUUCUAAUA